Didymella exigua CBS 183.55 is the source of this 539-nucleotide messenger RNA. RefSeq lists its product as uncharacterized. Lineage: Eukaryota; Fungi; Ascomycota; Dothideomycetes; Pleosporales; Didymellaceae. The transcript has a single exon. The coding region runs from base 197 to 493 and encodes 98 amino acids. The record is from RefSeq and is a predicted model, not a curated record.
ACACUGACCGGGAACUUUCGAACAAUACAAUACUACGAAAGAGGAGGCUGAGGUGACGGCUGGAACGAUCCUGCGUUGGCUGGACUCUUCGUACUAUGAUCGGGAACCGAGGGCUGUAAGCUACGACAAUACAGAGUAUCGACAGUCCCAUGGUCGCUAUCGUGACAUUACGGUGGAUAGCGCUACUGCGACACUUAUGAAACUGAUCGACAAAAUAUAUUUGCAGGUCCCACCACAACACUCGUCGCACCCGAGCCCAGUACCCUACGUCUCUUCAACCGUUCAAACCGAUCCACAAGAAAGCCUACUCCAGAGAGUCAGCAGCCAAACACCCCGACCGUCGAAGAUCAGGUCAGCAGGGACAUCGUCAUCAGUCAUGCUGCACAGAAACAAGCACACGAAGUGGCGCUUGAGAUCUCGGCUCACCAGUCCCAGCGCGAGGAAGCACGACGCAAAAAGUUCCACGUCAAUUUCCAAGCAUACGUCACCCUGAUUGAGCAAUUGAAAGCCUAUCGCGAAGGUGGCGCUCAUCCCAAUGG